UCGAAAGUACCAUUUUCUUCUCUGUCAAAGAAGAAAAGAAAAUAAUCGACGCCUCUGGAAGGCUGAACUGAGAGAGCUGAACCCAAGGUACGCUUCGACCCCAAACCCCAAGCUAACCCUAACGCCCAAUGGCGGCAGGCGGCGGGAUCCCGUGGGCGGAGCGGGCCCGGGCGGUGGGUGUCCAGAUCCGCAACCGGUUCCGCGUGGCGCCCGUCGACCGCCGGUGGGUGUGGGGGCGCCCCGACGGCCGCGCCGCCUCCGAGGCGGUUCGGCAGUGGUCGGACCGAAUCCGGGACCGGCUGCGGAGAGACAGGGCACCGGAUCAGAGCUCCACGGAGGCGGCGUCGAGGCCCUCGUCUAGCGCCUUGAGAUUCUACAGGAAGAAAGUGGGCAAAGUAGUCGAUGGGGCUGAAGACUCUGUUAUUAUCCGUUCACUUCAAGCAUUGGCUGUUCCUCUUAUUGGCAAUGCUUGCCAUGUUUUUAUGCAUGGCCUCAAUUCUGUCCAGAUUUAUGGCGCAGAGAAGCUUGAGCAGGCAUUGCACGGGAGACCUAAAGGGAAGCCUCUUUUAACGGUCAGCAAUCAUGUGGCUGCUAUGGAUGACCCUUUCGUAAUUGCAUCUCUUCUGCCACCAUCCGUUAUGAUGGAAGCGCAGAAGUUGAGAUGGACACUAUGUGCGACUGAUCGCUGCUUUACAAAUCCAAUUUUGUCUACAUUCUUCAGGUCUGUUAAGGUGUUGCCUGUUUCUCGUGGCGAAGGUAUCUACCAAAAGGGGAUGGAUAUGGCACUCUCGAAACUUAACAAUGGUGGAUGGGUUCAUAUAUUUCCUGAAGGGAGUCGUUCGAGGGAUGGUGGGAAAACCGUUGCUCCUGCCAAGAGAGGUGUUGGAAGAUUGGUAAUGGAUGCGGACAGCCUACCAGUUGUGAUCCCCUUCGUCCAUACUGGUAUGCAGGAUAUAAUGCCUGUUGGAAAACGUAUCCCGAGAACAGGCAAAAGGGUGAUCGUGGUUGUUGGUGACCCAAUCCACUUUGACGACCUGAUCGUUGACAACGGUGAGGACACUCAACAUAUUUCUAGAGGUAUCUUGUAUGAUAAAGCAACAGAAAGGAUUGGACAGCAGCUGCAGCAACUGAAGGUCGAAGUCGACAGAUUGGCAGCAGAGCAGAAAGCUGAACUCCAAAGCCGUUGCAUAGACGAUACAGUCAAUGAUGGGUACCGGCUGUGGCAGCAGGUUGAUUGGGAAGCAUUUGGCAUAGGGAACAUGUUAUCAUCCGACCGAGAGCCACUGAAGCAAGUUCAGCAUGAACUGCUUCUGGCAGAACAAAGCACUUCACUACCAAAACAAGCCGAGCCUGAACUGCACCUGGAGGAACAAAGUGUUUCCCCAGUCCCAGGUGCAGCAAUCUCUCCUGAUGUUGGCGUUCCACACUGGUUCCGACGUCACUCAGAUCCUUCUGAGCUGAUGGGCUUUGCUGCCCGUGGCCUGCUCAAGAAUGGUAGGUUCAUGGAAGAAGGCUACCGGCAGUUUCCAGAUUCGACUGCACUCGAUGAUGUCUGGUGGGGAGCUCAGGCCAACAAUGCAAUGCCCAGAUGGAGCACCGCUUGACGGAGGCCAUGAUCAUGCUCCUGUGCGCCGCCUUUCCCUUUGUACAGUUAACCGACGCCGACAUGAACUUUUAACACUUUCGUGCAUUCUUUGUUGCUGUCAGUUUUGGAGAUAGUUCAGAGUGCUAAAUUUUGCAUGUUAUAUGUAAGAACUAAGAAAAGCUUUACACGCCAAAGAUCUUGCCCUUGCCAAGAUAUUUUUGUGUUUUCUCAAAAUUGAAUUCCGAAGUGAACAUCCUGUGGAA
Messenger RNA from Brachypodium distachyon (stiff brome), 1848 nucleotides. RefSeq lists its product as uncharacterized. The record is from RefSeq and is a predicted model, not a curated record. Gene Ontology annotation, biological process: phospholipid metabolic process. Lineage: Eukaryota; Viridiplantae; Streptophyta; Magnoliopsida; Poales; Poaceae. The transcript is spliced from 7 exons. Bases 129 to 1604 code for a protein of 491 amino acids.